CGUAUUCAUCAUCUCCUCCAACAAAAUCGAUCAGAAAAAAACCCUAACCCUAAUUUUCAUGGAGAACUACGCCUGCUCUUCGUACACAAACUCCGACGCCUCCUCCCCUCUCUCUUCACCCUCCAUCGCCGUCUCCGCCUUGGACGAUCUACCGCCUGCUGCCGCCCGCGUCAAGCUCAUGUGCAGCUUUGGCGGCAAAAUCCAGCCCCGAUCCAACGAAAUCGAAAUCAAACUAGCCUACGUCGUCGGCGAGACCAAGAUUCUCUCCGUAGACAGAUCGAUCAGGUUUCCGGCGAUCAUCGGAAAGCUGUCGGCGAUCUCCGGCUACGAUGACUUCAUCCUGAAGUAUCAGUUCCCCGGUGAGGAUCUUGAUUCUUUGAUCUCGGUUACUAACGAUGGCGACCUCGAUCACAUGAUGAUGGAGUACGAUCGGCUUCAGAGGAUCGAAUCGAAGCGGAUCCCGUGGCUGAGACUGUUCCUCUUCGGUUCAAUCAGGAAGAAAAAUCAGGAUCCGUCGCCGGCGGUGACGCCGAGGGAGGCGCCGGAUUAUCUUUUCGGUUUGGACGCGCCGCCGGAGAAAGAGGUGGGGGAGCCGGCGCCGGAGCUUCAGAGGGUUCAGAUCGGCGAGAAACAGCAAGGCGAAACCCUAGCUAGGGCUUGUCCUCCGGUCCAAGGGAAGUCACCACCUGCUCCGGUACCGGAACCGGCUCAAGCGUGCUGGCAAAAUCCUCGAUUGGCGUCGAUUGUUUGCGAGGACGGGAAAUUUUAUCUGGUUCCGAUGAGUCAAGGAGUUUUUCCGGCGAAUUAUACUACCUUGCAGAGGGUGGUGCCCCCGGCGUGCAAUAGCCCGACUGCGGCGUACCCUGCUGCGGCAAACUUUGGGAUGGGGGCGUACGAUAACUGCGGCGCGGGUUUUGCGGCGUAUGAUAGCGUCGGCAGGCAGGUUUACUAUACGGGAACGGCGGCCACGUAUCAGUCAAAAUGUUAACAACGUGGCUGUGCCUGCGGAGUCUGAGAUACUUAAACCCUCUCAGGUUUCUUGACUACUAAAAAGUAAUAAAUAAAAUAAAUAAAGUUCCUUCUUUAAGGGGUCUCUUUUUUGACUUUUUUAGUUGUUGUGGGUACUUUGGGUUUUUUUUCUUCCCCCAGUUGUGCUCAGGUUUGUUUUUAGAGCUGCAUGUGGUGGUGACAUAAUGCAUGGCUGUGUUGGAAUGUAAA
Molecule: messenger RNA, 1218 nt
Organism: Asparagus officinalis (garden asparagus)
Lineage: Eukaryota; Viridiplantae; Streptophyta; Magnoliopsida; Asparagales; Asparagaceae
Exons: 1
Coding region: 59-988 (309 amino acids)
Molecular function (GO): protein binding
Source: RefSeq, a predicted model, not a curated record